AUGGCCAAGAAUAACGAGGGCGAGGCCCAGCAGGGCGGGUUCUUCGGCAGAAUUUUUGGCAAUAAGGGCAAGAGCCCCAUAAAAGCGAAAAUGGGAGAGCAGAAUGCAUUCGUGUACGAUGAGAAGUUAAAGAGGUGGGUCAUCCCUGGAGAGAAGAUUGAGGAGAGUGCCUUCCCCUCUGCGCCGCCUCCCAUGUCCAGGGCAGCCUCUGCCACCUCAAUGUCAGAGUCUGAAGGCCCCGACGGCCACAGGCGCACCGGAUCCACUGACAGCUCAAAGCGCGCUGGUGCGGCCGCGCGCUACGCCAACCCGGGGCUGAUGGCAACCAGCCGCGCGGCCAGCGAGCAGUCGAUGUCUGCAGCCUCAAUUGUCCCCUCGCCGGCCAAGCCCCCGCUGGUCCCAUCCACCAAGGCGUCAGUCUUCCUGCCUGGGAAGGCUGAGGGCACAACAGCGAGCUCAGGACCGCGCUUCUUUGUUCCCGGGGGCACAUCCACAACCCAGGGGGCGUUGUCUCGCUUUGCUGGCUUCAGCUCAAAGGCGCGGCAGGCGCCGGCGGAGGAGGCAACUGCUGAGCAGCCAGCGCCUGAGGAAGCCCUGCUGAGCCCCAGCAAACGCGCCAAACUUGGCGGCUUUGACCAGCAGGGCGCCGCAGAAUCCAUGGAUAGCGAGGUGACCCUGGCAAAGGGAGUGGGUGCAGAGGCUCCAAUGUACAGCCAGGCGCCUCUUUCAGAAGGCAACACCCGGCAGACUGCACCAGCGCUUUUGGCAGCAGAGGAGUCUGUUGGGGAAAACUCCUUUGCCAAUGAUCUUGUCGUGUUGGACAACGGCAUCACCUCUCCAGGGCCAAAAGAACCUGGCAAUGGAAGCUAUGGGAUGGGCGCGGGCACUGCUGCAGACCCCGAAACAGUGGGAGCUGAGAUUGAUCCUGAGGGAGGUGCAGGCGGCGAUUACAACCAGAAUAUUCAGCGUGGCGGCGACUUUGGCUUGGGCCAAGGCGAGGAGAGCUACACGGCGCCGCCAGAUCAGGCUCAGGAUUAUUUGGGCGCAGACCCCACAGCAGCGGACAGCAGCAGCGCCCCAGAGGCCGCCUACACAGCCGCAGGGAAUGGCGCGGGCGACGCUGCGCAUACGUCUUGGGAAGAGGUGCAGCAGUGGGCUGACUACUACCGGCAGCAGGGCUACAGCGAGGAGGAUGUGCAGAGCUGGAUUGCCUCAAACUACCCACAAUUUGCGCAGCAGCCGGCCUCUGAAGACCCCUCCCAGCAGCCAUGUGCGGCCUAUGAGGCAGCAGGCAUGGCGGCUGUUCAAGCAGAGCAGCCAGGCACCGAGGCAACAGCGGGAGAGCCGAAUGCGGCGGAUGUGCAGGCAACGCCGUUUGACAGCCGCGCGGUGGAAGCCAGCGGGCAGCCGCACGGGAGCUUCCAGGGGGCGCCGGCAGAGGUGGAGGGCGCGCAGCAGGAAACGGGGUACCAGGACAGGAGCAGGCUGCAGAGCGAGGCCUACAGCGACAUGGCUGAGUGCGGGUCCAGCCGCGGCCAUCUGGAUGAUCUCACCAGUGUCGGCACGGGCGGAGGCAGGGAAACGUUCCAGGCUCAAUCACAGGCGCAUGGUGGCCGGUUGGCGUCUGAAUCUUCUGUAUCUGGCAAGCUGAGCGGCCCUCUGCCGUGGGACGUGCUGGAUGACCACUCUGACGAGGAAAACAACUCCACCGCCGGCACACCGCGCUUUGAGCUGGCUUUCUCGAAUGGAGAGGUAGGCAACGCCGCGCGACCUGCGCUCGCUGGCGCGGCCUUUGCGGAAGCCGCCGAGCAGGCGGGCAGCAAGCUCACCGGCUGGGUCACCGGUCUCGUCCGCUCAGGCGUGCAGUCCCACAUGGCGGCGAACGCUAGAUUUCCCCGUGCACCCCUGGACACACGCAAUGCGCCCCCCUCGCCCUCCGCCUCAAUUCGCUCCGGCACCACGUCCAUCCGUGCCCAGCAGGGUACUCCCACAUCGAUCAAGUCGGUGGAGCAGCAGCAGGGCGACAGCAGCCUGCCACCGUCAGCUAAGGCAGCCCGUUACGGGCGCGGCGCAUUCGACAAUGAGUCCGUGCUGUCUGAGACGAUCAUCGAAGAGGACGCUGAUCAUGACUCCCAUGGCCACCACAGCCGCAUAGAGCCACCAAUGUUUGACAAUCCUCCAGAAGCCGCACCGCCGCAAAAGGGCACGGCAGAUUCGCAGGCGCAGGAAGCUUCCGUGGCCGCCUGGGCAGGCGGGGAUCUCGACAAUCACGCAGCCGAGCAGGACGGCUGGGACUUUGACGCGUCUGCGCUGGAUGAGUUGCCGCCUGCAGGCCAGGCGCCUGGGGACUCGGCUCCAGAAGAGCAGCAGCUGCGCUCUGCUGCGGUGGAGGCAAAUCUGGAAGAGGGUGCUGUGGAGAACAAGCAGGGUCAGGAUAGCUUGGGCCGCCUGCCGCACACCUGGGCCGGCGAUCUCCAGCAGCCAGCCUCUACCCAGGGCGACUUUGCCUUUGACAGAUCCGUGCCCAUACCCACCGCAGGGGCUGGUGUAGACGCAGCAUCAGGAGUGGGGACGAAUGGCGGCGGCAGCUUGAUGGGUGAAUCACCUCAGGCCGGGUGGGAGGGCGAAUCCGAGCUGGGUUUUCCCCUCGACGAUGUGCCUAAGGACGUCCCUGAGCCCUCUGACCAAGGAACUGCGCUGGAUCUGCCAGAAGCUGCCGCCCUCACGCCGCUGAGGGUGCCGCCUCUGUCGCCGCUGCGCACCGUCACCGGAGGCGCUGCCUCCGCCCGGCCCACCUCCGCGGCGGCUGCGGCAGUGAGAGAAGCCUUCGCGCAUGGCGAUGAGGCGGCUCAGCUGGCGGCGCUGCAGGAGCGGCUGGAGGAAGUCGUUGCGCUGCACCAGCACGCCAGCGACGAGGCCGAAACGCUGCGGGACCAGAACGGAGCGCUGGAGCUGGAGCUGGCCGAUCUGAAAACCCAGCUGGACGCUGAUGUGGCGGAGGCUCGCCAGGCACAGGACGUGCUGGCCGCCAAGGCGCGCCUGGAGGAGCAGCUCGAGGAGCUGUGGCAAGAGGCGGAGCAGCUGCGCGUCAAGAACGACGCCCUCAAGGCCGACAAUGCCACUCUGCUGGCCGAGCGGGCGGCUGACGGCGCCGCGGCCGCACACAGCAACGGAGACCUGAAGCCGAGGGCGGCCCAAGAUGGCGCGGAUGCACCUGCCGCGGCAGCUGCCGCGGAGCUGGAAGCCGCGCGCCAGCGCAUCGCUGAGCUGGAGGCGCAGUUGGAGCAGACGGGCGGUGCCGCAGAGGUGGCUGAGCUGGAGGCGCAGGUGACGGAGCUGAUGGCGGAGAGCGAGGCGCUGGCGGAGGAGGCCCUGGCCAAGGACGAAGAGAUCGAGGCGCUCGAGGGCCGCCUCGCUGCCGCCAUCGCCGCACUUACCGCCGCGCAGCAGGCGAGGCACCCCUUCUUUCCUGGAGGCUCGGAGGAGCUGGCCAAUCUGCGGCGGGAGGCGGCAGCCGCCAACUCCGAGGUGGUGAAUCUGGGCGAUGCGCUGGACGCCAUGAGCCAGGACACCGCGCUCCUCAACGAGGCAAUCGCUGCCGGGGAUGCUGAGCUGGAGAGGCUGCGCGCUGAGCUGGCAGCCAAGGGCAAUGACUCACAGCUGCUGGAGGACCUGCAGUCGCAGGUGGCUGCGCGUGAAACAGAGAUUGCUCGCCUGCAGGGAGACCUGUCCUCAAAGGGUGACGAGCUGGCGCGCAUCAGCAAGGAGGUUGCUGAAAAGGGAAUAGCCGAGAAGAAGCUGCGCUCAGCCCUGAAGCACGCCAAGGAAGCUGCUGCAAAGGAGCGCACGGAGCUGAUACCGCAGCUGCAGGCAGCGCAGCAGACGGCUACUGAUGCCCAAACGGAGGCAAGGAGUCUGGCAGAGCAGCUGUCCCAGCUGCAGGAUGGCAAGGCUGCUGCUGAGCAGCUGUGCCGGCAGGCUGAGGCGGAGGUGAAGACACUGAAGGAGAACCAGGCGCUGGACUUUGAGCGCAUUGGGGUCCUCUCAGGCGAGAACGCAGCUUUACAGGAGACGAUAGAGGAGCUGGAGGCAGCAGCGGGCAGUUCCGGGGCGUCGGAGGAGGCUGCGGCUGAGGUGGCGCGACUAAAGGAUGAGCUGGCGGCGGCCACGGCGCGCGCUGACGAAGCCGAGGCUCGCGCCAAGACGCUCGCCCAGGAGAAGGAGUCCUUCGGCAAAAGGGGCCAGAAGCUGCAGAAGCAGCUCAACCGGCUGCAGACAGAGUUCCAGGAGAAGCAGGCGCAGGUGACCAAGGACCUGGAGGAGGCAAGAGCAGCUUUGGCCGCCGCUGAGAAGCAGGCGGCAGAUGCCGAGGCUGCCCGGACUGCCGUGGCAGAUGCACUGCAACAGGAGAAGGCUCGGGCCACUGAAGGGGAGCAGGGCCUCAAGGCAGAGGCAUCUGCUCUUGUCACACAGAUUGCCGAGUUGCAGGCGGCGGUGGGUGCCGAAGCGCAGCGGCGCCAGGAGGCCGAGGAGCAGCUGGCGCGCGCCGCGCAGGAAGCUGCCGAGGCGGCGGCUGCCAAGCAAAACCUGUUCAAAGAGCUUGCAGCCGAAAAGAUCAAGGUGGCUGAGCUGGAGGAGGAGGCGUCGGCGCUCUUUGACAAGGUGUCAGCGGCUGAGGAGGAGGCUGGAGUGGCAGAGGCGCGCGCACACUCCCUCGCAGACCAGCUCAAUGCUGCACAGGCCGCUCUGCAGGCGGCGGAGCAGCCUGGAGAGGGCGGCGCGGCCGAGGUAGAGGAGGAGUUAGUGCAGGCGCAGGCGGCAGCUGCCGAGCAGGAGCGCGAGUUUGGUGACCUGCUGGCGUGCCUGGGCCAGGAGAGCGCCAAGGUGGCAGCCCUGCAAGAGCUGCUUGCCCAGCGCGGCAUCGACCCCUCCGGCGCCCUAGCGCAGGUGGAGGCUGACUACGGUUUUAGUGAUGAGAUGAACGACGAGGAUGAAGAGGAGGAGCAGCAGCUGGCAGCAGAGCAGAUGCCGGAGUCUGGAGAGGCUGGCCCAGAGCACAAGGACACACUGACAGAGGCGGGGCCGAGCGCUGCAGAGGACGCCCCAGCAGACCAGGAGUGGCCAGGGUUCUCAGCUGAUGCCGCUGUAGAGGGGAUGCCCCAGGAGAAACAGAUGCCCAGCACAGCACGGCAUGCACAGCAGAGCAACAUGGAGGGGCUGCCUGAGGGGGAACUGCUGUCGCCAGACAAAGCGAUGCCGAGGCUGAAGGAGGAAGUGAAGAGCGAGAUCACGGCCGGGAUCAAUUUCGGCGGCACGCUGCCGUCAGGGGACAAUGUAGGGCAGGAAAUUGACUUUGACGGCUGGGGAGCCGAGGCAGAUGGGGACUGGGGCUUCAAUUGAGAGACUGUUUGAGCGUUGAUUGACUGUUGUGCCUCAUUUGCAGUGAUGUGCCUCAAGUGCUUAUAAUACCAGGUUUUCCCAAGUAGAUUAGACUGGCACACCCUAUGGUCCUGUGUGCAAUCAAGUCCAGGCGAGUUCUGUGAUACUACCUGGUACUUGAUAUUCUCACUUCUGUUAAUGAAGAAAGUU
Molecule: messenger RNA, 5589 nt
Organism: Coccomyxa subellipsoidea C-169
Lineage: Eukaryota; Viridiplantae; Chlorophyta; Trebouxiophyceae; Coccomyxaceae
Exons: 30
Coding region: 1-5400 (1799 amino acids)
Biological process (GO): Golgi organization; COPII vesicle coat assembly; autophagy
Cellular component (GO): endoplasmic reticulum exit site; ER to Golgi transport vesicle membrane
Source: RefSeq, a predicted model, not a curated record